This is a messenger RNA of Saccoglossus kowalevskii, 2979 nucleotides long. RefSeq lists its product as uncharacterized. NCBI's taxonomy places the organism in Eukaryota, Metazoa, Hemichordata, Enteropneusta, Harrimaniidae. The record is from RefSeq and is a predicted model, not a curated record.
AUGAAUUUCAUACGUGCAUUGAUGGCAGUUGCUAUGGUAUGGUUAAAUGUUUUUGCUGAGGAUCUCUUAGAGGCAAACGAAGCAGGAGACGAAGCGUGUGAUACCACAACCAAUGUCUGCUUUAAAUUCUUCCAUGAAUCACGAGAAGAGUGGAAUGUAGCUAGAGAUAUAUGUGACGACGAUGGAGGACAACUACUCGUCAUCGAUUCAUUUCCCCUUCACAAGAAGAUCAGACAAUACAUCAAUUCACAUCCUAGUAUUAAGAGUCCCGUGGGAAAUGGAUAUUGGACUGGUGCAAAUGAUAUACAAGAAGAGGGCGUGUUUCAAAUUAACGACUGUACUCCAUUAACAUACCGCGAUGGGUGGCAUUCCGAAAAACGUGGAAAAAAAAGAAUAACACAGCCUAGUAACACAGUGAAACAGGACAUCAAUGGACAGGACUGUGUCCAGAUAUGGGAACGUCCACAGAAAAACGCAGUAUGGAAAUUUGACGAUGACUAUUGCUGGAAGCGUAAAUCGUUUAUUUGCGAAUAUAAAGCUCUGCAAUGCGAAAUUGGGUUUUAUGAACACGAGGGAGAAUGCAAACCUACGGUGUCGUAUUUCGUAACGUUUAUAUUUACGGCAGUAAAUGGCGAGACGGUCACCUUCAGUGAUGUUUACGUCGACCCAACAUCGAACGAAUAUCUCACUCUUUUGGAGUUGGUUAGUGGCUGGAUGAACUCGAUCCUAGAAAGUACAGAUUUAUAUGGUGUUGAAAUCCUUGGAUUUUAUCCUGGUAGUAUCGGCGUCGAUACAGUUAUUAAUUUUGACCAAACUACAGCUACAACAAUGAACAACGUUCAGGAAACACUGACUACUUCAGCCGCCGCUGGUCCUCUUGCAAUAAUUCAAUCAACCAUCGUCGUAACAGAUGAGCGCGUACCGUGGCGGGUGGACGGUCGUUGUGGAUCAAUUUUCAGAGGAACAAAUGGGGUCAGCCCAGCUGAAUGUGAUCCUUAUAGUACCACACCUUGUUGCUCUUCGUCAAGAUUAUGCGGCAUUUCACCAGAUCACUGUGAUUGCGAUGGAUGUAUAGACUAUCGGGAUGUGUAUGGAGUCACAUUAGCACCAAUAAUUACAACUACAAUACCUACACCAAUCCCUACAACUGAAUCAGUUCAAAUAACAAGUGGUUCAAAAUUAGUUGUUGAUUCAUCGUCGGACGUGGCUAUUAGAACUCACAUUCCAGAACUGAGAGAGGUAACAGCUUGUUUGUGGAUACAAACAAAAGGAACCAACCAGGGGACACCAAUAUCUUAUGCAACCAGUGGGGGCUUUAACGAGUUCAUUCUAUUCGAUACCACUGAUUUGAAAGUCUAUGUACGGCAGAAUAAUGGUGACAACAGUGGCAUAGCUGUGAAUGAUAAUGAUUGGCACCAUUUGUGUGUCACGUGGUCAUCUGCUGGUGGUUUAUGGGAUAUAUUUGACAAUGGUGCUUUGGCUGCAUCUGGUUCAGAUCUUCGGAGUGGUUAUGUAAUCAGAGAAGGCGGUGUCAUGACUCUUGGCCAGGAACAAGACAGAUUACGUGGUGGAUAUGACCCUAACCAGGCAUUAAAAGGAGAGCUUGCAUACUUCAAUAUGUGGAGCAGAAUUCUUAGUGAUGAUGAAAUAGGGCAACUCGCAGCAGAGUGUAAUGGUGAAACAGAAGGUGACCUGUUUGCUUGGAGUUUGGCUGAUCUUGAUCUAGAUGGAAGUUAUGAGACUCUUCCAGCUGAUAUAUGUAUACAAUGGACUGGUACUGAGAAGUUAAUUGUUGAUACAUCAUCAGACGUGGCUAUUAUAACUCCCAUUCCCGAACUGAGAGAGUUAACAGCUUGUUUAUGGAUAAAAACAAAAGAAACCAACCAGGGCACGCCAAUAUCCUAUGCAACCAGUGGGGGCUUUAAUGAGUUCAUUCUAUUCGAUACCACUGAUUUGAAAGUCUAUGUACGACAGAAUAAUGGUGACAACAGUGGCAUAGCUGUGAAUGAUAAUGAUUGGCACCAUUUGUGUGUCACGUGGUCAUCUACUGGUGGUUUAUGGGAUAUAUUUGACAAUGGUGUUUUGGCUGCAUCUGGUUCAGAUCUUCGGAGUGGUUAUGUAAUCAGAGAAGGCGGUGUCAUGACUCUUGGCCAGGAACAAGACAGCAUACGUGGUGGAUAUGAUCCUAACCAGGCAUUAAAAGGAGAGCUUGCAUACUUCAAUAUGUGGAGCAGAAUUCUGACUGAUAAUGAAAUAGGAAAACUCGCAGCAGAGUGCAAUGGUGAAACAGAAGGUGAUUUGUUUGCGUGGAGUUCGGGUGAUAUUGAUCUAGAUGGAAGUUAUGAAACUCUUCCAGCUGAUAUAUGUCUACAAUGGACUGGUACUGAGAAGUUAAUUGUUGAUUCAUCGUCUGACGUGGCUAUUAGAACUCCCAUUCCCGAACUGAGUGAGUUAACAGCUUGUUUAUGGAUAAAAACAAAAGAAACCAACCAGGGGACACCAAUAUCCUAUGCAACCAGUGGGGGCUUUAAUGAGUUCAUUCUAUUCGAUACCACUGAUUUGAAAGUCUAUGUACGGCAGAAUAAUGGUGACAACAGUGGUAUAGCUGUGAAUGAUAAUGAUUGGCACCAUUUGUGUGUCACGUGGUCAUCUGCUGGUGGUCUAUGGGAUAUAUUUGACAAUGGUGUUUUGGCUGCAUCCGGUUCAGGUCUUCGGAAUGAUUAUGUAAUUAGAGGAGGCGGUGUCAUGACUCUUGGCCAGGAACAAGACAGCUUACGCGGAACAUAUGACCCUAACCAGGCAUUGAAAGGAGAAAUUGCAUACUUCAAUAUGUGGAGCAGAAUUCUGACUGAUGUUGAGAUAGGACAACUCGCAGCAGAGUGUGAUGGUGAAACAGAAGGUGACCUGUUUGCUUGGAGUUCAGCCGAUAUUGAUCUCGAUGGCACUCUUGAAAAAUUGCCAUCUGAUGUAUGUCAUUAG